Molecule: messenger RNA, 4539 nt
Organism: Didymodactylos carnosus
Lineage: Eukaryota; Metazoa; Rotifera; Eurotatoria; Philodinida; Philodinidae
Source: the annotation of a GenBank genome assembly
AUGACAAGUAUUAGCAGCUUCGGUGAACAAAUGACGCAGAAUAUUCAGGAAGCAGCUCAAAGGAAAUUGGAUUUAUCUACUGUGCUGGAAGCUGACCAACAUCGAAUUUUUGCUCAGUUACAAGGUUUACGUGGAUUCGAAGAAACGCCAUUAUUCUUUUGUUUCAUGGCGUUGCUAAGUCAUUUUUCGCGAGAUAGUUAUUACUUGGCGUAUCGAACUGAAGAUAAAAAACCGAUCAAUUUGUACGUUGUUCUCGUUGGCGAUUCAGGUUCCGGUAAAACGCAACUUAUUGGUCAAAUGGAGCUAGCGAAAGACAAGGUUGAGCAAGUAUUCCAGUCGUUUUAUAUCAGAAAGAUGGAUUAUGGCGAAAUCUCAGCAUCAUCUUCGUCAGUCGUAAAAAAUGUUAAUCACCUCGGGCUGAGAAAACUUUUAGCAUUAGGCAGUUGCUGUUAUAUGAAUGAUGAAGCCGAUGUUUUCUUUGAUCCGUACGGUGUGUUCGAUGUUGGAAAUUCGAAAUAUAAUAAUGAAACGUGCCUUUUAUUACAAGCAUUCGAUGGAUUAGAGAAUGAUAAUCGUUCCACCGGAUCAACAACCACACGUAUUACCAAAGCACGCUUAUCGAUUCUAGCGGCAACAACUGGUGGAAAAUAUCAAAAACUUUUGUUUAACUGGUCAAGAUUUGCAGGGUUCGAAGGAAUACACAAUCGAAUGUCGUAUCUUGCUUUAGACGGUAUCCAAGCGAUAAGACCGCAAAACAUUCAAGCAUUCCACAAAGAAAAACAAAUGCCCACGUUGGCUCACGUACUAGUUGUUGCACAUUUAUUUGGCACAAUUGAAUAUGACUGGAGGAAAACAGAUGACGAACUAAAGCUUGAAGCUUAUGAUUCAGCACCAUUUUUACAAAAUUCAACUACGUCUGCAUUCGAUGAAACACAAGCCACGACAGCCUCAUCUGGAACACAAGUAGAAUCAAGUGCAUGGAACUUAGCUUUCAAUCUUACUUCAGAUCAUCUGCAGUGGAUGUUGGACAAUAAACGUCAACCACUUCAAAUUCGCAAUAUUUAUGCAAAAACAACAACGAUCUAUCCAAGAUAUUGUGCUCUGUUUCAGUUAUUUCGCCAUUGUGUGACAGUAUUACAGCACUUGUCAGACGAUAUUGAUUUUGAUGAAGGUUUUGAAAAAUAUGGACGUAUCAACGCUAAUUUUACCAAGAAUGCAAAAAUAAAGAUCCAUGAUCUAUUCUUAUCAUCAGCAAAACAAAGUAAAACAGAUCCCACUGUUCCCGUUCUGUUGAUUGAAAAAGAGUCGUGUGUGGCAGCAUGGCAAUAUUAUGAAUUUUUAUUUCAUAAUGCAUUAACAUUAUUCAAAAUGCCACCAUCACCGUCAUCAUCCAUCCUUUCCGGUCCUAACUUACCAACAUCGACAAAUGAGCGAAAAAUUCUUGAAUUUCAAUUUAAUCAGUUUAUGCCUGGUGCUCUAACUGGAAAAAUACCAGACACAAAUGAACCAUCACCAUUUCAUAAUGCACCACACUUGGUCGACGCAACUAUUAGUAAACUGAUUGCUGAUGGAAUAAUUGCCAAAGGUUAUUUUUUACUGGAUGCACGUUGCCGCAGACGUCAGUCAUUUAUGAAGCUACCAGUUCCAUUGGAUCCAAAACUACGUGACGAUUUUGAAACAAAACUAGCAAGAUAUCAGGUAUCUCUACGUCAAUAUGAACAAAUGUAUAAACGAUAUUCAAGUCCACAGAAUCAUACAUUGUCGUUAGAAGCUAUUGAAUAUUUUAAGACACAAGCAAGAUUCGUUAAUGAAUAUCAUAAAUAUCAUGAAUUAGAAGGUGUUAUCGAAACAUAUGUUGAGUUAGGACACAUUGUCAAGGUUGCCUGUGACAGUGAAACGUUCUAUGACGUUUCUCCAACAGCAACAGUAUUUGAAUCAGAAACGAGAUCUCCGCAAUCAAAACAAAUAACAUUGAAAACAAAAACGACAUCAUCAAUCUUGAAACAAACGUCAGUAACAGAAAUUCAACUUGAUAUAUCACCGCCAAACGAUGAUAUUACAUCACUACUACAAACCAAAUCGCCACUUCUUCCUCCAUCACCCAUCACAUUGCCUAGUACUUUCAAAGAUUCAUCGGAGAUGCGGAACGUACUACAAGUAAUUUCGUCGGAUCAAUCUCAAAACGAUUGCUUCAAUGAACCACCCUUAUAUUCAGGCAAUUUACAAGAAGAAUCUCAAAACACUUGUCGAUCAAGUAAAGAACAAAACGAAAUAAAUGAGAUAAGUUUUAUAAAUGCUGAAGUCGCUGAUAAACCUAGAGAAUCAGGCAGUACUGAUAUGGCAAGUUCAGAUAACGAAACGAAUCAACCAAUUGAUCUAGAUCCAGCGCCACGAUAUGUGUACGAACAUAUGAAGAAAGAAAACCAACUGUCACCACACACUCUGAGUGUUCAAACUGUUGAUCCAAAGUUGAAGAAAGUGGCAGCAAAGAUUAUGUCGUCACAAUCAGUUGUAUUUGCGCAAGCAGAUGUUAGUCGUAUUACGUCAAACCAUGCUGCACGAGAAGACGCAAAAAAUUUAUUACUUUUCAAUAGUUUACUUCAAACAGGUGCAUAUUUUGUGACAAGGAAUACAGGAGCAAAAACACCAAAAGUGUUUUCACACCAAGGGUAUCUUCAGGCAUUUCCAGCAACAGGAACAUCAAGCGAUAAAUUGCAUUUCAUUAAAGCACUAACAAGAUGUACUGGUCUUGAUUGGGAUGGAUACGUUGCUGUAUUCGCAAAAUAUCCAGGAAAUAAUGUUUGGUUUGGAAAUACAUCAUGGAAAAUAUCAAAAGAAUUGGAAGAUUUAUUGGAUACUGAUUAUUAUUAUUCUCAGUAUAUUAGUUAUGACAAAAGACGUUGGACGUACGGUCCACUUCAAACACCAACGUCAGUUUUACCAGCAGGACCUCUCGAUGAGUUUGAUGAACUACAUAAUAAGCGAAGCAAAAGAACACAAAGAAGAAAACAAGGAGAAUCAGUAUCGAAUUCAAGAGAAACAAAUGCUUCACGCAUUCAUGUUUCCAAUUCCCAAGUGAAUUCGCAAGCAAUACAGUUGAAAACAAAUUCAAGAUGCAAACAAAUGGAUGAGAAGUCACUACAAAUUAAUUGGCUAAUUUACAAUUUGAUGCGGUUUGUUUUUAUGUUAACAGAUCGUGAUAACUUCGAAAUUCCAAGUUCCUUACGUGCAAAGCAUGUGAAGGACGAAUAUUUCAAGAAAAACAAUGAUUUUUUCUAUGCAUUAUUUGUUGCUUUUUGGACUCGCCAUAAAUUAUUAUCAAAAUCAAAAUCAUGUUGUGAAAAUUGUACCCGGGUAUUUAUCACAGAUGGUCAUCGUAAAGCCAAUCGUUUUGUUUGUAAACAAAAAGAUGUUUGCGAUAUGUCCAUUCCAGAAAUGGGUGCUGUCGUCAUUGGAUGUCCUGAAACUCCAAAUCGUUUUACAGGCAAGAAAGAGAAUAGUAUUUUAUUUCGCCACAAUUCCUCCUAUUCCAACAUUUUAUUCAUUUUCCGUUUAUUAUCCUUCGUCUAUGUUUUAAUAGGUGAUAGAACAUUAUGCGAAUAUCAUCAACCGCAAACGAGAACCACAAGUGUUCAACUCAUAAACAAGAAAGUCGAUCAGUUUACCGAGGAAAAUUUAAAAUUGGCGAAAGAAGCGCAAGAAGAGGAAUAUCAAGUCGCAGCAAAAGAAGAAACGUGUAAUGUGUACCGCGACGAUAUUAUUGAUGAAAGAAAACUUUCAAGUUAUGGUUUUCUAGCUACUUUUUUAAACUGCUCAGUGAUUGUUGGGUUUGAUGAAUGUCCACGGAGCGAAGGCAUGCGGAGGGUUGUACGGCAUUUAUUGAGAAUAUUAGAAUAUGGCGAUUUACCACCAGCAAUGUUAUACGACUGCGCCUGCAUGCUCAAAUUAUUUAUCGACAAGUGGUACAAGACAAACCAUUUAAAGAAAUCAAGCCGAACCAAGUUUUUGCACACAAUGCAUUUAGCUAUUGAUCGUUUCCAUCAGCCAAAUCAUUUGCGCCAGAUGUGCCAGAAAGAAAUGUGUGUUGAUCAUGAUUCACACAAAGGAAUUUACAAUCAAGUCGAUUCACAAGUAGCAGAGCGGAUGUUUUCUUAUUUCACAAAUUUUAAGCAUGCUUUUCGAGCAUACAGUUAUCCAAAAUCAUUUACAUUUUUCUUAAUAUUAUUUCAUUUGAAAAACUGUAGUAUAACAAAAAUACAAUCAGAUCAACAAUUAAUCGGAUUACAAGUCAUACCACCAGAUGUAGUAACAAAGAUAAAUCAAGCAUUUAGGCAUGCUUUCUUUUCAACUCCACUUACAGGUGAAUGGUCGACGAAAACAGGCACAACUUCAGCUGUUUCUACAACAUUCUCCGGAGUGAGCGAUAUGGACGGAAAAUCUAUAGCGUCAAGUAAGGACAUUAUUGGUCGAGCUCUUAACAGUGUUGCUUUUAUUUCAGAGACAGCAAGUACUCAAUUAAAAAACCGUGCUCUACAAUGA